Messenger RNA from Saccostrea cuccullata (small rock oyster), 1324 nucleotides. Its product is annotated as putative nuclease HARBI1. The transcript has 4 exons. The coding region runs from base 203 to 1234 and encodes 343 amino acids. Lineage: Eukaryota; Metazoa; Mollusca; Bivalvia; Ostreida; Ostreidae. The record is from RefSeq and is a predicted model, not a curated record.
UUGGAUUUCUCGAAAAAAUCUUAAGUUAAAUCUCAGACUUAAGUCUGAGUUUUUACUCAAAUUUCUGAGAAAAAUCUCAAAUUUGAGUAAACUCAAAAAAUUGCAUUUCUCGAAAAAACUUAAGUAAUUUUUCUAACUCAAACUCAGAAUAAACUUAAGUUACCUUCUUAGUAGACUUAAGUCCUUUUAAAAAAUCUCAAAUAUGCCCGUAAAAAACAGAAGACAGCGUCGUCGUCGCCGACAUCGUCAGCUUGUAGCUCACAGUCGUUUGGUGGAUAGGGAAAAUCCAUUAGAGGUCAUGACAGAGGCUGAGGUUUUUCAGAGAUUUCGAUUUAGGCCCGCAUCUGUGUUAUACAUCGUGAAUCUCCUUGUCCCAUUUCUACAGCGACAGACCCUCAGAUCCUGUGCUCUUACCCCUUUACUUCAAGUUCUUUGCACACUGAGAUUUUUAGCUACUGGCGGCUUCUACUCUUUCGUAGCCGAUACAUUUUCCUCAAUUUCCCCAUCCUCCGUCUGCCGGGCAGUGAAAAGCGUUUGCCAAGGAUUGUGUCAGCUAUCCAGACGAUUCAUCCAAAUGCCCACUGGUAAUCAGGCAGACGAAGUGAAAGGCAGAUUCCAUUCGAUAGCAGGUUUUCCUAACGUACUUGGUUGUGUGGACGGCACAUUUAUUAAGAUUCAAGCACCCUCUGAGAAUGAGUCAGAUUUUGUCAACAGGAAAGGGUACCAUUCUUUAAAUGUGCAGAUGAUAUGUGAUGCAGAGUUUAAAAUCCUGAACUGUGCUGCCAAAUGGCCUGGCAGUGUUCACGAUAGUAGGAUUUUUCGUGACAGCCACAUAUCUGUUGCUUUUGAAAAUGGAAGAUAUAAAGGUUUUUUGCUUGGAGAUUCUGGAUAUCCCUGUAAACCCUACUUGAUGACACCUUUUCCUGCUCCAUCAACUCCAUCUGAAGCUAAAUACAAUAAAUGUCAUGCUAAAACUAGAGUUAUCAUUGAGCAAACUUUUGGUAUCCUGAAGAAGAGGUUCUCCUGCCUUCACAGUGGAUUGAGAACCACACCACAGAAAGCUUGUGACAUAACUCUCAGCUGUGCAGUUUUACAUAACAUAGGGAUUGAUAGAAAUGAUAUUUUGGAUGUUGAUGAUGGAUAUAUUAAUCAAGGGGAUAUUAAUUUAAAUAUCAGAGAUCAGUGGGAUGGAAAGAAUGUAAGAAAUUAUAUUUGUCAGUCUUUCUUUACUUAAUGUUAAGUCCUAGCCACUGAAGAGCAUUGGUUGUGCAGGUAGAAUAUGUGGUCUGCCCUCCUAUAUGUAAAAUGAAAAAAAAAAAACAGA